This is a messenger RNA of Charadrius vociferus (killdeer), 1299 nucleotides long. RefSeq names its product PR domain containing 14 (gene PRDM14). The record is from RefSeq and is a predicted model, not a curated record. Bases 1 to 1299 code for a protein of 432 amino acids. Gene Ontology annotation, cellular component: nucleus. NCBI's taxonomy places the organism in Eukaryota, Metazoa, Chordata, Aves, Charadriiformes, Charadriidae. Gene Ontology annotation, biological process: regulation of transcription by RNA polymerase II. Gene Ontology annotation, molecular function: protein binding; RNA polymerase II transcription regulatory region sequence-specific DNA binding. The transcript has 6 exons.
AUGGCUUGCCUUCUGCCUGAAAGGGUGACAUCUGGCAAGUGUACACUGGAGUAUGACCAGAACAUGGAGUGCCCAAGGGACGAGUGUCUGAGUGCUCUCGUUUGGUCCAUGCAGCUGUGCUGGCCAGUGAGUAAAGGACCCAUGAAGCGGGUGCGAGGGCUGGGGUGUGGGCAGAGGUACUGGGCGGGCAGGAGGGCUGUGCCCAUACUCGAGGCAUCCGUGAACGUGUGUGUGGUUGUGAACCUAGAGGGGGGGGCAGGUGAUUUCACCGAUGAACUUGCUACCUCUACCAGCCAGAGAAGAGGAGGCAACUUGGCUGCCUGUGUUUAUGUCUUACGGCUCUCGGUGCUGCGGGUGGCGUACGGGGACGUGUUUCAGCUCGGAGUCUUCUGCACGGACCCCAUCCCCAAAGGAGUCCGCUUCGGUCCUUUCCAAGGCAAAGUGGUCAACACCAGCGAGAUCAAGACUUACGACGACAAUUCGCUGAUGUGGGAGAUCUUCGAAUAUGGGCGGCUGAGCCACUUCAUAGACGGGAAGGGCCCCUCUGGCAACUGGAUGUCCCUGGUGAACUGUGCCAGGUUCCCCGAGGAGCAGAAUUUGACGGCUAUCCAGUGCCAAGGGCAAAUCUUCUACGAGAGCUGCAAGGAAAUCUUGCCGAAGCAGGAGCUGCUGGUGUGGUACGGCGAUUGCUACGUGCAGUUUCUGGGCAUCCCCAUCAGCCUGAAGGGCAUGCCGGAGGGGAAGAAACCCCCGCAGCACCCCGAAGAAGCCGGGGAGAGCUUUAAGUGUGAGCGCUGCGGCAAGGUUUUUGCCUACAAGUACUACCGGGACAAGCACCUCAAGUACACUCGCUGCGUGGACCAGGGGGACCGCAAAUUUCCUUGUCACCUUUGUAACCGAUCCUUCGAAAAAAGAGACAGGCUGAGGAUCCAUAUUCUCCACGUUCACGAAAAGCACAGACCACACAAGUGCUCAGUGUGUGGGAAGAGCUUUUCUCAGUCCUCCAGCCUGAACAAACACAUGAGGGUUCACUCCGGUGAGCGCCCCUACAAAUGUGUCUACUGCAACAAGGCAUUCACAGCAUCCAGCAUCCUGCGCACUCACAUCCGCCAGCACUCGGGGGAGAAGCCCUUCAAGUGCAAGCACUGCGGCAAAGCCUUCGCCUCGCACGCAGCCCACGACAGCCACGUGCGCCGCACGCACAGCAAGGAGAAGGUCUCCACUUGCUUGGUGUGCGGCCAGCACUUCCUGCAGCAGGAGGAUUGCCACUUCCACAUGAAGAUUCACACCACUCAUUAG